AUGUCGUUCUCAAGGUUAAGUUUAUUUUCUCUCUCCAAUUUUCCUAUUUCAUUUCACUUUCUCUCAAAAUCCUUAACCCCUUUUUCCCACUCUCUGCAUCAUUUCACUCCCAACCAUAUCAUUCAUGACGACGUUUCAUCAUUCCAUACCUUGCUUCACAUGCAUCCUACCCCAUCCAUCAUUCAAUUCAACAAAAUUUUAGGGUUUCUUGCCAAGACUAAGAACCAUUACACCACUGUUAUUUCCCUUUCAAACCGACUAGAAUUCGAUGGAAUUACUCCGGAUAUUGCUACUUUGACCAUCUUGAUCAAUUGUUACUCCCAUCUAGGUCAAAUGAAUUUUGCAUUUUCUAUGUUGGGAAAGAUUCUGAAAAUGGGUUAUCAACCGACUACCAUUACCUUGAAUACACUUGUCAAUGGUAUGUGCCUUAACGGUAAGGUCAGUGAAGCUUUGCACUUUCAUGAUUAUGUGGUUGCGCGUGGAUUUCAUUUUGAUCAAGUUGGUUAUGGGUCUUUGAUUAAUGGGUUGUGUAAAAUGGGUGAAACAAGGGCUGCCAUGCAAAUGUUGAGAAAGAUUGAAGGGAAAUUGGUCAGGCUUAAUGAGGUAAUGUAUAACACAAUUAUUGAUGGUUUGUGUAAAGAUAAAUGUGUUAACGAUGCCUAUGACUUGUAUUUUGAAAUGAUUGCAAAGAGAAUUUCUCCUAAUGUUGUAACUUUCAGUUCUCUAAUCUAUGGAUUUUGUAUUGUUGGUCAAUUGAAACAAGCGUCUAGUCUUCUAAAUGAAAUGGUGUUGAAAAACAUCUACCCGAAUGUUUAUACUUUUAAUAUAUUGGUCGAUGCUCUUUGUAAGGAAGGAAAUGUGAAAGAAGCUAAGAAUCUAUUAGUUGUGAUGAUGAAAGAAGGUGUAAUACCUAAUAUUGUUGCUUACAAUUCAUUAAUGGAUGGGUAUUGUCUAGUUAAGGAAGUGAAUAAGGCCGAACAUGUGUUGAGAACUAUUUCCCGAAUGGGAGUGACACCUAAUGCUUGCAGCUAUAAUAUCAUGAUUAAUGGAUUUUGUAAGAUGAAAAUGGUCAAUGAAGCCUUGAGUCUCUUUAAUGAAAUGUGUUGCAAAGGAAUUGCUCCUGACACGGUGACUUACAGUUCUCUUAUUGAUGGUUUGUGCAAAUCAGGGAGAAUCUCACAUGCUUGGAAGCUUGUUGAUGAGAUGCAUCAUAAUGGUCAACCGGCUGAUAUAAUCACUUACAAUUCUUUAAUAAACGCUUUAUUCAAAAACCAUCUUGUUGACAAGGCUAUUGCAUUAGUCAAAAAAAUCAAAGACCAUGGCAUUGUACCAAAUAUGUCCACGUACAAUAUACUUAUCGACGGACUAUGCAAAGGGGGACUACUUAAAAAUGCACAUAAUAUUUUUAAGGAUCUUUUGACUAAGGGUUAUAGUCUAAAUAUCCAAACAUAUAAUAUUAUGAUCAAUGGAUUUUCUAAAGAGGGUUUGUUUGAUGAAUCAGAGGCCUUGUUGUCAACAAUGGAGGACAAUGGUAUCAUUCCUGAUGCUGUAACAUAUCAAACUAUCAUCCGAGCUCUCUUUCAUAAAGAUAAGAAUGAAAAGGCGGAGAAACUUCUCUGUGAAAUGAUUGCAAGAGGUCUACUAUAA
Molecule: messenger RNA, 1647 nt
Organism: Lathyrus sativus (Indian pea)
Lineage: Eukaryota; Viridiplantae; Streptophyta; Magnoliopsida; Fabales; Fabaceae
Source: the annotation of a GenBank genome assembly